Messenger RNA from Callithrix jacchus (white-tufted-ear marmoset), 1463 nucleotides. It is a transcript of the gene ALDOA, whose product is annotated as aldolase, fructose-bisphosphate A. NCBI's taxonomy places the organism in Eukaryota, Metazoa, Chordata, Mammalia, Primates, Cebidae. Gene Ontology annotation, molecular function: fructose-bisphosphate aldolase activity. Gene Ontology annotation, biological process: glycolytic process. The record is from RefSeq and is a predicted model, not a curated record.
AUGGCAAGGCGCAAGCCAGAAGGGUCCAGCUUCAACAUGACCCACCUAUCCAUGGCUAUGGCCUUUUCCUUUCCCCCAGUUGCCAGUGAGCAACUCCACCCUCAGCUGGGCAACACCCAGCACCAGACAGAGUUAGGAAAGGAACUUGCUACCACCAGCACCAUGCCCUAUCAAUAUCCAGCGCUGACCCCGGAGCAGAAGAAGGAGCUGUCUGACAUCGCUCACCGCAUCGUGGCCCCGGGCAAGGGCAUCCUGGCUGCAGAUGAGUCCACUGGGAGCAUUGCCAAGCGGCUGCAGUCCAUUGGCACUGAGAACACCGAGGAGAACCGGCGCUUCUAUCGUCAGCUGCUGCUGACAGCUGAUGACCGGGUGAACCCCUGCAUCGGGGGUGUCAUCCUCUUCCACGAGACACUCUACCAGAAGGCGGAUGAUGGGCGUCCCUUCCCCCAAGUUAUCAAAUCCAAGGGCGGUGUUGUGGGCAUCAAGGUAGACAAGGGCGUGGUCCCCCUGGCAGGGACAAAUGGUGAGACCACCACCCAAGGGCUGGAUGGGCUGUCUGAGCGCUGUGCCCAGUACAAGAAGGAUGGCGCUGACUUCGCCAAGUGGCGUUGUGUGCUGAAGAUUGGGGAGCAUACCCCCUCAGCCCUUGCCAUCAUGGAAAAUGCCAACGUCCUGGCCCGUUAUGCCAGCAUCUGUCAGCAGAAUGGCAUUGUGCCCAUCGUGGAGCCUGAAAUCCUCCCUGAUGGGGACCAUGACUUGAAGCGCUGUCAGUAUGUGACUGAGAAGGUGCUGGCUGCUGUCUACAAGGCUCUGAGCGACCACCACAUCUACCUGGAAGGCACCUUGCUGAAGCCCAACAUGGUUACCCCAGGCCACGCCUGCACUCAGAAGUUUUCUCAUGAGGAGAUUGCCAUGGCGACUGUCACAGCGCUGCGCCGCACGGUUCCCCCUGCUGUCCCUGGCAUCACCUUCCUUUCUGGAGGCCAGAGUGAGGAGGAGGCAUCCAUCAACCUCAAUGCCAUCAACAAGUGCCCCCUGCUGAAGCCCUGGGCCCUGACCUUCUCCUACGGCCGAGCCCUGCAGGCCUCUGCCCUGAAGGCCUGGGGUGGGAAGAAGGAAAACAAGAAGGCAGCGCAGGAGGAGUACAUCAAGCGCGCCCUGGCCAACAGCCUCGCCUGUCAAGGAAAGUACACCCCAAGCGGUCAGGCUGGGGCUGCUGCCAGCGAGUCCCUCUUCAUCUCUAACCAUGCCUACUAAGCGGAGGUGUUCCCAGGCUGCCCCCAACACUCCAGGCCCCGCCCCCUCCCACACUCUCUUGAAGAGGGGGCCUCUUACUCCGGGGCUCCAGGCUGUCUUGCCCACACUCUUGCCUCCCUUGUGACAGUGAUGUGUGGUGUUGUCUGUGUAUGCUAACUCCAUCGCCCUUUCCAGCACACUGCCAAUAAACAGCUAUUUAAGGGGGA